CCUGCUCACGUCGAUGUCCUCACAGUACGACGUCCUUAUUGUCGGUGCCGGCAUUGCUGGCUCUGCUCUUGCCCACGCACUUUCACAGUCUUCAGCUCGGCCACGCCGUAUUGCACUCCUUGAGCGGAGCUUUGCUGAGCCUGACCGUAUAGUCGGCGAGCUGCUCCAACCUGCUGGCGUCGCCUUCCUCAACAAGCUUGGCUUACAGGGUGCACUAGAAGGUAUAGAUGCAAUACCAGUACAUGGAUACGUGGUCGUUCAAGAUGGUCGCAUUGUCCAUAUCCCAUACCCUGAUGAACGAGAAGGACGGAGUUUCCACCAUGGACUGUUUGUGCAGGGAUUAAGGGAACAUGCAAAGCGCGCAAACGGCGUAGACGCUAUCGAAGCAACCGUAAACGAACUGGUGGAAGAGGAAGGAAGGGUCGUCGGUGUAAAGGCUACGCGUUCCAGCGGGAAGGAGCCGGAGGUUUUCCGCGCAGACCUCACAGUUAUUGCAGACGGGUGCUUCUCGAACUUCCGUAAUACCGUCCAAGGUCCAUCCGCACGCCCUUCAAAUACAAAGUCGCAUUUUUGUGGUGCAAUACUCAAGGAUGCACGGUUACCAAUAUCUCAGCACGGCACUGUUGCGCUCGUACGUGGUCACGGACCCGUUUUGCUAUACCAAAUAUCGGAACACGAUACCCGCAUGCUCGUAGAUGUCAAAAGUCCUGUUCCUUCCGACUUGAAGAAACAUAUCAUCACUGAAAUAUUGCCUUCCCUCCCUCCUCAAUUGCACGAGCCGAUCCGUGUUGCUCUUUCUGCUGACCGUGUCCGCCGCAUGCCUAACUCAUUCCUACCGCCCGCCCCUCAGACGCAUAAACGCGGUGUCAUACUGCUUGGGGACGCUUGGAACAUGCGUCAUCCACUAACAGGUGGCGGUAUGAGCGUUGCACUGUCCGACGUAUACAUACUUUCCCAGCACCUUGGUAAAGUAAACGAUCUACGGGACUGGAGCCAGAUGAAGGGCGUCCUCAACAAAUGGUGGUGGGAACGCAAAGGGCUUGCUGCAACGAUCAACAUUUUGAGCAUUGCCCUUUACGAUGUGUUCGGGGCUGAGAGCGAGUGUUUGACUGUCUUCCAAAAUGGUUGUUUCAAGUAUUUCGAAAGGGGAGGGGAAUCCAUCCGUGGCCCAGCAUCAUUGCUGAGUGGAAUUGCACCAUCAACCUCGCUCCUUGCAUACCACUUCUUCUAUGUGGUACUUUAUUCUAUAUGGGCGCUAUUUGCACAUCCCCGACCUAUACAUUCGCCUUGUAAAAAUGGCGAGUUGCAUAUGAAUGGCGCCGCCCAUGUAACUGGGAAUGAUGAAGUCCUCAGUGAAGAAAAACAUGUGGACGUGCGUGUCAUGCAGAUGCCUACAGUACUGGAUUACCCUCGACUAUUCUGGCUGAGCUGUAGAGUCUUGUGGACUGCAUGCGUAUUGUUUGGACCCCUACUGUGGACAGAGAUUCGUUGGUGGUGAGCUUGUCAGGUAGUGUAGAACAAUUCGGGACAGUUGUGAUAAUCCGGAGUUAUCGUAUAUGUUUGUGAUGCCUAAUCGUGUGGAGGUACAGUUCUGAAUACCACUCCCAUGUGUUUACGACCACCUUGAUCUCCUGCAUUAUUUUAGAUCUGUGGUCAUAGUCCGUUGGGGCGUUGCCCUAUAGUAGACAACUAUCUCCUACAUAAGUAUCUGUUGUUUACUAUAUCGGCUACAAGUGCUUGCCGUCGCGCGGCUCGUCUUGGAUCAAUAAAUCUAGUUUUAGCUUUCAAAUAACACUAUCAAACGACCAUAGGCUAAUAUGCAGUGAAACCGAAUAGCUUGUUGCAUGAAAG
Molecule: messenger RNA, 1851 nt
Organism: Suillus clintonianus
Lineage: Eukaryota; Fungi; Basidiomycota; Agaricomycetes; Boletales; Suillaceae
Product: squalene epoxidase
Exons: 4
Coding region: 14-1498 (494 amino acids)
Biological process (GO): ergosterol biosynthetic process
Cellular component (GO): endoplasmic reticulum; membrane
Molecular function (GO): flavin adenine dinucleotide binding; squalene monooxygenase activity
Source: RefSeq, a predicted model, not a curated record